This is a messenger RNA of Microthlaspi erraticum, 1293 nucleotides long. Lineage: Eukaryota; Viridiplantae; Streptophyta; Magnoliopsida; Brassicales; Brassicaceae. The record is from the annotation of a GenBank genome assembly.
AUGGCGACGAUGAUGAGAGACGAUGAUGAUCAACGCGAGGGUUUGAUGAGAGAAAGGAGAACGUUUGAUCUUUUAGCGAGGUUGCUUGUCGCUUUCCGUGACGAAGAAACAAGAGCGACGAGACGUGAAGAAGAAGAAGAACAGAGAAAAAGAUUCUUGAUCGAUUGCGUAACUGGGGAAGCCGCGAGAUCUUUACUGGGAAAACGAAAGACUAUGGAGCGCCGCGAGAGUCAAGAAAACCCUAACCGUCUUGAUCACGCUUCCUCUUCUUCUACUUCUUCUUCGUCAAGUUUGUCCUCCGUAGAGUCCGAGAAGCGUCUUGCGGUGGUCCCGAUCAGAGCAGUGCCGAUUAGAGAAUUAAAACCGCCGGUUAAAAGAAAGCCGCCGGUUAGACAGCCGGUCAUCAGAAGAGAGAGGGGGGAGACGCCGGAGUGGCUGGUUAACCUAAUGAGAGAAGAGGACGGUGUGGACGCGAAGCUCGUCAUCGAAAAGGAUCUGAUGAAGAGUGAUCUCGCGACAAACCUAACGCGUCUCUUGAUUCCAUGGAACCAGAUGGCGGAGAUGGACUUCUUGAGCGAGGAAGAGCAGAGAAACAUAGAUGACCAUUUCAACAAGAAGCGUCUGACGGGAGUGGAUGUGAUCUUGGUCGAUUCUAAUCGCCGAAAGUGGAAUCUUAACCUCAGGAGAUGGGAUAUGAAGAACAGUUGCAACUACGUCUUGGUUACCGGUUGGACCAAGGUCUUUCGCCAUAACCGGUUACAGGUAAACCAGAGGAUUCACCUCUGGUCCUUCCACUCCAAAGGCAGGCUCUACUUAGCUCUCGUUCCUCCUCCGCAGCCUCAAGCUCUGGCUCUAGCUGCAGAUCAAGAUCGGGUUGUGGCUCAACCUCUGGCUCAAGCUACAGAUGCAGCUUCUUCUUCACCCGUGGCUUCAGUUGUUACUAGAGAUUUUGACGUGAUAUUUGGACGUGAAGCUAGUCUUGAGGCUGAAGAAGAGAGUAACAGGAGGUUUGUUAACUUUCCAAAGAGAAGGAGGACUGGUCGUGUUCCGGUUCCUAAGCCGACUAGAGAUUCCGGAGAAAUCAACUGGAUGGCGGUGGAGAUUGCUCCUAUGGAGGCUGUACAAGAGACAAUUAGCUGGACUUGCCGAGUUCCGGUUCCUGAGACGACUAGAGAGUCCGGAGAAUUCAACUGGAUGGCGGUGGAGACGGCUCCUAUGGAGGCUGUACAAGAGACAAUUAGCUGGACUUCACCACACUCUGACGAGGAUCUGGAUCUGGAGCUCCGGUUGUAA